Sarcophilus harrisii (Tasmanian devil) is the source of this 974-nucleotide messenger RNA. It is a transcript of the gene TNNC1, whose product is annotated as troponin C1, slow skeletal and cardiac type. Gene Ontology annotation, cellular component: myosin II complex. Gene Ontology annotation, molecular function: calcium ion binding. Lineage: Eukaryota; Metazoa; Chordata; Mammalia; Dasyuromorphia; Dasyuridae. The coding region runs from base 81 to 566 and encodes 161 amino acids. The record is from RefSeq and is a predicted model, not a curated record. The transcript has 6 exons.
UCCUCAGCCCCAGACCAGUCCCCUGCUGGGUGAGCCGCCCCUGCCCUUCUCCCACCACCGGCCACACUCAUCCUCUCACCAUGGAUGACAUCUAUAAAGCAGCGGUGGAGCAACUGACUGAAGAGCAGAAAAAUGAGUUCAAGGCUGCCUUUGACAUCUUCGUUCUGGGCGCUGAGGAUGGCUGCAUCAGCACCAAGGAGCUGGGCAAGGUGAUGCGAAUGCUGGGCCAGAACCCCACUCCCGAGGAGCUGCAGGAGAUGAUCGACGAGGUGGAUGAGGAUGGCAGCGGUACAGUGGAUUUUGACGAGUUCCUGGUCAUGAUGGUUCGAUGUAUGAAGGACGACAGCAAAGGGAAGUCUGAGGAGGAGUUGUCUGACCUCUUCCGAAUGUUCGACAAGAAUGGCGACGGUUACAUUGACUUGGAGGAGCUGAAGACGAUGCUUCAGGCCACAGGGGAGACCAUCACGGAGGAUGACAUCGAGGAACUCAUGAAGGACGGGGACAAGAACAACGAUGGCCGGAUCGACUAUGAUGAGUUCUUGGAGUUCAUGAAGGGCGUGGAAUAGACAAGACCCUGCCGAAGCCGUGAACAUGCGCCCUUCCCUCGCUUUUCUCCCCUCCCCUUCUGGCCGGGCCCCUGGCACACCUGUGGACACAGUCAGUGGCCGGGCCAGCCAGAGGACUGUGGGAUGGUGGGCUCUCCGUGGCGCUGCCCAGAAACAACAGUGUCGGCCACGCCCAGAGCCUCCUCCCCGCGCCUGUGCCCUUUGGGGCCUGCUGCCCGCCCCUCUGAACUCUACAAUGGCGGGACCCACUGAGCCACAGGGCACCAAGCUAGUCCUUCGGCUACCCCUGCACCGAGAUCGCUUCCUUCCCCUUCCCCAUCCCUGCGCUUCGCCUCCCCCAGGCCUGGAGAAUGUCGGGCCUUGGAUGAGUGAGAUCUGGAAUAAUGCAAAUAAAGUGGUUGUGGAGGA